AAGACCUUCAGCAAAGUCUGAUUUCAUUUAAUUUAGAACACAUGGACUCUGACUUUUCCACAGAGCUCACUUCUUUGACUGAUAUAGAACAUGAUCUUAACCAGAAUGAGUCUAAACUCCAGGAAAAGGAAAGGCUGGUUCAGUCUUGGCAGCACAGAUGCAGCAAACAAGAUGCACAAUCUGUGAGCCCUGCUGAAGUACACCUUCUUGACAAGAUUAAACUUGAUUGCCAAAUCCUUAUAGAAGAGAUCAGCCUAUUAUAUCUAGAACGACGAAAGGCUUAUUUGAGGUCAAUGCAUCAGAUGUGCAAAGCCAAGGAGUCAUACACUAAGCAGAGCCUUGCACUGACCCAGCUGAUAACACCUCAGUCCCCUGGCUUACUGUUAGUUGCCCAGGAGACGUCAGGACCUGGGGGAUAUGGAUUUACAAUACGAUGGAAGGAAGGUCAUGGUCUACUAGUAGUGGAGGCUGUAAAUUCACAACUCUGCAUUAAUGACAGACUCCUGGAGGUGAACGGGGUGAGCGUGGUGGAUUGUGGAGAGGAAGAGUUGAAGCCAUUACUCAGCUGCCAGAGCUCCCGGAUUGUUGUUCUGCGAAAGUCUAAUCCUCUCAUUUCUCAGUUCUCAGUGGACAGUGGAACACAGCACCCAGCCUUCCUGAACCUGAAGAGACCAAGCCUAGGGGGAUUAGAAAGCCCCUGAAACCUCUCAGCAGUAGGAUGAGGGUCACAUCCCACAGAAAAUCUGCCUGGAGUCAAAGCCUGCCUUCCCUUACUCAUUGGGAGCCAAACAAUUAGUAUUGUAAGAAGAAGCAGGUCUCUUUCUCAGCUCUUUCUGACGUAAUCUAUCAGGGAUCAAAGAGGAACAAAAAUCUACACAUGUCUAUCAGAUGGGAAAAGAUUCUGGUUUAAUGAUUAACGACUUUAAUUUUGAGCAGGGUAUUAACCUCUGCUCAAUUUUGAUCACCACACUUCAUUAACCUAUAAAGCCCAAUGAUGUCUUUUUUCACAAGAAAAAUAAGGGAUUUGUCCAGUUGUGUUUCCACGUACCGAAACCAGAAAUCUUUCAUGCAGAUAAUUGGAAAUGGGGUAUCCCUGCUUUAAAGUACAGGACAAUCACACUAGAUGUGCGUGGCAGUGAUAGAAAGCUGUAGUCCUUGGUAAGGUACUGUCUGCAUGCUAAACAUACAUUUGGGACUGAGGUAAUAAGAAAGAAAAUACAUGGAA
Messenger RNA from Polyodon spathula (Mississippi paddlefish), 1225 nucleotides. RefSeq lists its product as uncharacterized. Gene Ontology annotation, molecular function: protein binding. The transcript has 4 exons. Bases 42 to 701 code for a protein of 219 amino acids. NCBI's taxonomy places the organism in Eukaryota, Metazoa, Chordata, Actinopteri, Acipenseriformes, Polyodontidae. The record is from RefSeq and is a predicted model, not a curated record.